AUGAAACAAUAUAACGUUACGUUUAUCGAAGUCUUAAAGGAUAAAAAGGUCAUAGCCACGUACUUUCACAACCCGGGGGCCGGCUACGGGUCCUUGGGGAGAGCUGGCCAAACGGCCAAGCCUGAAGUGUUCCAGCGGUUGACAGAGGAAUUGGUGGUGCCUAAAGUGGUACCUCUGGAGGGCAAUAAGGUCAUCAAAAUGUCGAAUACAUUGCUGGAUGGCUUUGAAUGCUACCAUGGAACCGAUAGUGAGGGCCGCAUAUGUGUGUGCUUCUCGCCCGUAGAUGUACCCAAAAUUCUUCCGCUGCGAAUUUUGACUGAUUUGAAAGGAAUGUCGAAUAACUCGGACCAGGAGCUGGAUUCCAACGUCCGAGCCAUUCUUCAACAAUUCCAUGAGGAACUUCUGUCUUAUCAUGACUCUUCCACCGCAGAAGCCACCGAGCAGGACUUGCAGGAUGUUAUCCAGCUGAUGAACGACAAUAUUGACAAGUUUCUGCAACGCCAAGAGCGCGUCUCACUGCUGGUGGAUCGCACCUCGAAGCUGAAUCAAUCCAGUUAUAAUUUCAAACGCAAAGCCGUACGAAUCAAAACCAAGAUGUGGUGGAAAAACGUGAAGCUUUGCUCCACACUUGCCGCCGUAACUGUAGUUGUCGUCGUGGCGAUUUUGGGGGCCGUUCAUUAUAUGUAG
Lachancea dasiensis is the source of this 687-nucleotide messenger RNA. NCBI's taxonomy places the organism in Eukaryota, Fungi, Ascomycota, Saccharomycetes, Saccharomycetales, Saccharomycetaceae. The record is from the annotation of a GenBank genome assembly.